This is a messenger RNA of Cutaneotrichosporon cavernicola, 228 nucleotides long. RefSeq lists its product as uncharacterized. NCBI's taxonomy places the organism in Eukaryota, Fungi, Basidiomycota, Tremellomycetes, Trichosporonales, Trichosporonaceae. The transcript is spliced from 2 exons. The record is from RefSeq and is a predicted model, not a curated record. Bases 1 to 228 code for a protein of 75 amino acids.
AUGCCCCCCAAAGGCAAAGGCAAAGGCAAGGGCAAGGCAAAGGCCAGGAAGGGCGUGACCCGCAAAACCCGCGCCGGCGCUAACAAGACCACUGAGCCCGAGAUCCCCAAGUCCCUUGAACGCCCCGAGGAAGGAUACUGGGACGACAUGGGUGUGUGGCACGAGGGCCGCGGGGAAGGUGACGCCGAGGUGCCGAGCAGUCAGUCGCAGGACCUGUCGGAGAACUGA